Messenger RNA from Schistosoma guineensis, 552 nucleotides. The record is from the annotation of a GenBank genome assembly. Lineage: Eukaryota; Metazoa; Platyhelminthes; Trematoda; Strigeidida; Schistosomatidae.
AUGACUGACGAUAAGCUAAUUACUGGUCAUUACAUAAUAGAACUAAUGAAAUCAAUCAGUAACCAUCUAUUCAAUACGGAUUACUUAAUACUAUAUCGUUUAAUUGUUAUUAUUCUAUAUACAAUUUCAUCACAGAUUGGUUAUUUCUAUUUCUAUCCAAAUAAUAAUGAAGGUAUUCAACUAAUUCAAGUACUUUAUCUAUUAAAGUUCUUCACAUGUAUUACAAUGACUUUAAAUGCAAUCUACUUUAUAACUUCAAUACCAUUACAAUACUUUAAUCUUGAUCAUAUUCGUGGUUAUCAAUUCUUGGUUGUAUUCUCAUUUAAUUCGACAAUGAUGCUUUUCUAUUGGAGUGCAUUUCUUUAUGAUCCCAAAAUGAUUUAUGAAAUUGAUGAAUUAAAAAAUAUGCCAUUAUGGUAUAAUCAUUUAUGUCAUUUAAUUCCACCAGUUGCUUUGGUACUCGAUGCUUACUUAUGUCAUCCGAAAAUAGUCUCAUUCUACAAUGCAUUAAAGAUUGAAUGUUUCAUUGGAAUCAUUUAUAAUAUCUUGUAA